CGUCACAUGAUGUUUUGACACCUCAAAGCCCCGAAUUCCAGGGCCCAGACUCCAGAACCUGGUCAUGUUAUCUUAUCUUUGGGACUUUCGUACUUGAUUCACGGAAAUGAGAGACUGGAUGCAGACCUUUCUCGUCUUCUGUGUUCUUCUGUGUUGGUCGAUAAUGCCUGUUAACCCUCAGUUACUCGGUAAGUUAGAACAUUCUCAGAAGGUACUCGAGACACCGCCAUUGGAACAUCCAACUCCUGCUAAACUCCCAUCUCGCAAUCCAACCCGCUCCUUCUGGAUCGAUUCCUCCCCGGAUGCAAAUCCACUCGCUCGCCAAGGCAGCCAAGAUCCUCUGCCUAGCAAGGCAGACGUCUGCAUUAUCGGGGCUGGUAUCACUGGCGUUGGCGUCGCGUAUCACCUUAUCGAACUCUUGAAUAAUGCCUCGCUUUCUGUCAAACACCCGCUCAGCAUCGUGAUACUCGAGGCAAGAGAUUUCUGCUCAGGAGCGACUGGAAGGAAUGGUGGACAUCUUACGCCGGCCGCUUUCCUCGAGUUUGCUCAGCGUCAGGCAUUAUUCGACACGGUCGAGGCCAUCAAGUCAUAUAAACUCGAACAACACACCGCUUCUCUGCUUGUCCAAAUAAUAGAGGAGAAUGGCUGGGCAAGCGAUGUUGACCUAGUAGAAGGUGGACACAUAAACCUCUUGUUCACAGAGAAGGAAGCAGAAAACGCGCACAAAGACUUCGACACGGCACGUCAAGCGCAGCUCAAUCUAGAUGGUGUGGAAUGGCUCUCGAAGGAGGAACUCGAGGAGGAAUAUGGUGCACCUUACUCAGGAUUCCGCGAGCCAGGAAAUAAUGUCUGGCCACUGAAACUCGUCACGAAGCUGUACCAGCAUGCUCAAGCACACGCUGGACAAUACGCCUCUCUAAGCUUGCACACUCGAACGCCGGUGACUGCAGUCACACAUGAAACGACCGACAAUUCAUCCACUUCUACAGUCGUGACGAACAGGGGUAGCAUAUCGUGCUCCCGCGUUGUCCAUGCCACGAAUGCGUACGCCUCUUAUCUCCUUCCUUUCCUCGCGGGUCCAGAUGGAAUUAUACCAACUCGGGGACAAGUAAUAGCCACCCGUGCUUCUGUCGGUAUAGAUCAAAUUAAGAUACCGAGCUGGAGCGGAAACGAAGGAUUUGCAUACUGGUUCCCCCGACCCGUAAAGCACGACACUGAAAAACCAUUGAUCAUCAUUGGUGGUGGCCGGGAAGCUGUGGGACCCCAAUACGAGCUAUAUGUGGACGAUGACUCUGAAACGCACCCUCUCGUUGGGAAGGUGCUUCGCGAGUUCUUACCAUCUAUAUUCGAAGGUAAAUAUGACCCCCUUUCGGAGCCUGAGAUGGAAUGGACUGGUAUUAUGGGCUUCACGAGGACGGGGGACCCGUUUGUUGGGUCUGUAACAGACCUACUCGUAGCCGAUCCAGAGAGAGAGCUGUAUAGGAAACAGUACAUCGCCGCAGGAUAUGCCGGUCAUGGAAUGCCGCGCGCAUUUGGAUGCGCCGAAGUCCUUGCGCAAAUGAUUCUGGCUGAGAUUUCUGAUAAAGAGUGGAAGGAGCCAGAUUGGCUUCCACAGCGUUAUCUGACAUGGAAUAGACGAGUCGAGUAAGAUCUUACGGAGCAUGACGUUGGGAAUAUGGAAAGACUAGUUAUCAAGGAACUCAUUUUCGAG
This is a messenger RNA of Suillus plorans, 1711 nucleotides long. Its product is annotated as FAD dependent oxidoreductase-domain-containing protein. The transcript has 8 exons. NCBI's taxonomy places the organism in Eukaryota, Fungi, Basidiomycota, Agaricomycetes, Boletales, Suillaceae. Gene Ontology annotation, cellular component: cytoplasm. The record is from RefSeq and is a predicted model, not a curated record. Gene Ontology annotation, molecular function: oxidoreductase activity. The coding region runs from base 107 to 1648 and encodes 513 amino acids.